This is a messenger RNA of Acaromyces ingoldii, 698 nucleotides long. Its product is annotated as mismatched base pair and cruciform DNA recognition protein. The transcript is spliced from 2 exons. Bases 276 to 587 code for a protein of 103 amino acids. The record is from RefSeq and is a predicted model, not a curated record. NCBI's taxonomy places the organism in Eukaryota, Fungi, Basidiomycota, Exobasidiomycetes, Exobasidiales, Cryptobasidiaceae.
CGGCCAGGCAAAUGAAUGGACAGGCAAGGGAGGAAAGCGAAAAGGGCCCAGCCAGGUCCGUGCAAAGCGCGCAAAACGACGCGUGAUUGCAUCAUACGGGAAAAUGGCACCCCCAACUCCACCACAGGCCCAGCUAGUCUGCACCGUUCCUUUGCUGGCGAGAAAAGCAUAUAUAGGAGCCAGCCGCUCACAAUCCCAUUCAUUCCCUCCAACAACCAGACAAUCUUUUAGUCUUCAACUUCCACAAAACACAACAGCAAAAGCCAAAAUACACAAUGUCGGGCCAGAACGAACCCUCGCAGAUUAACGGCAACCUCAAGAGCGUCCAGGGACAGGUCGUGGAGCAGAUUGGCAACCUGACCGGCUCGACGGAGUGGCAGCAGAGCGGCAAGCAGACGCACGCCGAGGGCGAGGCCGAGCAGAAGGCCGCUCAGGCCAAGGCCUACGCCGAGGGCGCUGCCGACCGCGUGGGCGGCUACAAGGACUCGGUCGUCGGUGCCGUCACGGGCGACAAGGCUCAGCAGACCGCUGGCAACGUCCGAAACGAAGCUGGCAAGGCACAGCAGAAGGCCAACGAGCCCCAGUAAAUUCGUUCCCCAACUCUAUAUCCACCGUCCUCAUCACCGACUGGUUUACCCCAGACCUCCCCUCUCCUUUAUUCUUGUACCAUGUUGACGACAAAUUCAACGACAAUGUGA